Psylliodes chrysocephalus is the source of this 3277-nucleotide messenger RNA. Lineage: Eukaryota; Metazoa; Arthropoda; Insecta; Coleoptera; Chrysomelidae. The record is from the annotation of a GenBank genome assembly.
AGACAAGUUGUCAUGAGAACUGGAAAAAUGUCAAAUUUUAUGUAGUUUAUUUUUUAAAUUGGUGAAGUAAAUAAAAGCUGACAAAAUGAACAUUUUUCUUUAUAUUAUCUACGUUAUUGUAUAAAAUAUAAAUAUUUGGCUACGAUAUUUUUUUUACGUUUUUCAAAAGGAUCAUCAUAAGGAUAUUAACAAAAUAUUUUUGUCCAGGAAGCCCAUUUUUCAAAAUAAUUUAAGAUGAAUACUACAACAUUUAAAAAAUAUUUAGAUGCUCUUAGCAGAGAAGGCAACAGCAACAACAUUUUGAAGUUGUUGAACAAAAUAAGGAGUUUAGUCGAUUGGCCAAAACACAGUAACAACAUUAAUGUAUUACGAGAUACAGGCUACUUGCAUAAGUUGUUGAAUAUCUUGGAAACACAACAAGACAAGCAUAUUAUCGACAAGUGUCUUAGCAUUUUAGGGAAUUGUGCUAUGGAGAGGACAUGUGCAAGAGCAAUGUAUCGGACACAUAAUGCAUUGUCAGCUCUUAACCAUGUGUUAAAAUGUUAUCCAAAAGAAGACAGCAUAAAUGGGAGAGUUUUCAGAGUGCUGGGAAAUUUAUGUCAGCAUAAGGAAGGUUGGGCUGAUAUAAUCAUUAGUAGAAAGCCACAGAUUAUCACCCAUUUGUUAAAAGUAUUAUCUAGAGCUAGUAAAAAUACGGAAUUGAAAGAAAAUUCUUCUGAAGCUACUAUCCUGAUGGCGCUCAGAAUUUUAAAAUAUUUAACUAAUAAAGAACAGCUCCUCAAGACGUUUCCAGUUUUAAAUACAAUUGGUUCUCUUUUCAUAAAAUCUAGUCAAGAAUGGCAAGAAAGCCAAACAAAUGAAACUGUUUUGAAUGCUUUAAUAACAAUAAUUUACCAAUUUUCAGUUUUAAAGGAUUAUUCCAUGGUAACAAAAUUAAAAUCUACUACUAAUGGAAACGCUUUAAAAGAACUUGUUAAUGUUUUGCUACUAUGUCCGAUAACGAUCAUAAAAAUUAUUAUGAAUUUCAUCACUAUUAGCAAGUUGAAUUCAGAUUUGCCUGUACUAGACAUUUGUAAUAAAUUUAUUGACGCAGUUGUUAAAAAUAUGGAUACAGAAGGUUUUAAAACUGAAUGUCUAGAUUAUAUCAAAUGCUUAUGCUACCUCCUGGAUCAUCCAGCGAAUAGAACUGCUCAGCAAUGUGGAAAAACUAUCUCCAUACUAAUUCAGGCUCUUGAAAAAUUGAACCAACCCACAGAUUUAGAGCUUGAAUGCUGUGUUCUAUUGGUUAACACCCUAAAUAAAUGUCAGUAUGCGGAGUAUCUUGUCCAGGAGCAGUUGCAAUGCAAUAUUUUGGAUGUCUUAAUAAAAAAGUUGGAAUGGAUUGUAGACAACACAGUUAUUAUGAAUACUCAUGAUUUUAAUAAUGUGUUGAAACGGAAAUUGACCUUUGAUGAUGCCGAAUUAUAUCCUCAAGGGUCGUUUUCUGUGAAACGGAAAUUGUGUUCUUGUUGUCUCAAGGUUUUAGAUUUGAAGAAUUUUGAUUGUCCUAUGUCGCAUGGUACUCCUGCUUCAAAACGAUUAGCGUGUCCCAGUGAAGAUGAAGACAAUGAUGAUGAUGUUGAUGACAUUGAUGACGUUGAAGAUAGUAGUCAAAAUCCCGUUUCUAUCGACAAGGAACUUAGCUAUUUCACAGUUGUUACAAAGGAUGAUAGAAGUCUUAGUCCAUGUUCAAGUACAGGUAGCGAUUAUGCAGCUUUGUCUUGGGCAUCACCAUGUUCUAGUCCUCGAUCAUUAGGCAACGAAGCCGAAGUGUAUUCAGAUUCUGACGAUUAUUCGCCAGUUUGCAGUGAAGCGGAUGACACGGAAUAUCAGUUAAAUACAAAUAAAACUGAAGGAUCUGUAGACAUAAAUUCACAUUCUGAAUGUAGGCAAGAUGAAGAAAACGAGCGACUUCAAGGAACUUUGCCUGAAUAUAGUACAAAUAGAUUGAAAGUAAGUCUGAUAUUCGAAAUAACAAGACUAGUCAGAUCGUUCAUCAAAAUCUGCCCACCCAUAGCUCAGUUAGGAUCCGAAAAGUUACUUAUAGCACUAUUAAAUUGUUCAGAAUUUUUCAAUACAAAAAUGUCGACGUACUCUACGGUAAACUUAGUUUGCGAUAUACUACAUAGCCCAAUCUACUUGAAACCCCUAUUGAAGACUGUAUUUAUCGAGAAAGUUUACGAUUUGACGAAAUUUGUUCAUUCGGAACAUUGCGUAACUUGCAUGGAUCAAUCGUGCACCGGUAAAAUGGUGUUGAAGAGACUUACACACCUUGCAAAGAAUGGAACGGGGAAGCAGUUUAUCGAGAGCAUGAUGCGUGCUGGACGAAUUGAAGAUAAGAAGCAAACGGUGCUGAUAUUACCGUACAUUAUAGAGGAAGAAAAGACUCUCGCAGAUAUAUUAUUAACAAAAGGAGGGUUAACCGUUUUGAUGCAGCUGUUAAAGGAAGAUUCGGAUUUAAAAAGACGGGCCAUUAAAACAUUGUACGUGUUAUCGGCCAAAAGACUGGAAAUAGCCAAUCCUAAAACGGUUGCCAUAGACGUAGCUCAUACAUUAGCAACGUUCAGUUCUCAACGAUCAGACAAUCAGACGUCUGUGAAAUUAGUGACUUUUAAAUUAGAUGAUGGUCAACACGUGAAAGCUGAUAGAAAUUUAUUGAUGGAAAAGUCUGUGUAUUUUACCAACUUGUUGAGCGGAUCUUUUAAAGAAGGUAGUGAAGACGAAGUGUGUUUACAGGAUGUUGAAUUCAGGACUCUGAAUUGCCUAUUGGACUUGGUCGGAUCGGUAAAUGAGAUUAGAAAAAUCGCUCUUGAUACCCUACUUGAUGUUAUAGCUUUAAGUGAUAGAUAUUUAAUGAGUGACAUUUGUAGCCUCGUUACUAAUUACGUGGAAAAGUAUAGAAUGUCUAUAAGGAAUGUUGCGAAAAUAUAUAAAUGGUCCUUGGAAUCGCGAUUAGAUUUGCUACGAGUUGAAUCGAUAGCUUACGCUUUAGUGGUCGAUGUCAGUGAGCCUAUACGAUUUGACACAUUUAAUACCCUGUUUAGCCUCGGACACAGUGAUGAUUUAGUCAGUGACAUUAAUAAACUUAUAGAAAGAUACCUUAUUUCGUUUGCCUGUAGGUAACUGUAUCCUUUGUUUUUUUAUUGUUCUCGUUUUGUUUAUUGUUCUCGUUCGAUUAUUUAUUAAAAUGUUUUAUAAGAUUUUUAUAAACGUUUUCAUUUAAAGUGCAAAAUUGUGG